AUAUAGACAUCAAAAAUUAUGAAUCAUAUUUUGGAGGAUGCGUUCUAUGAAAAUAUAAUAUUGUAAAAUGUGCGAAAAAUGGCGGAUAAUGUGAGAUUGGAAGAGAUUAUUGAUGUGGUUAUGAAUACAACAAUACUUCUUAUGUCAACUGCAAAUGAUAUUAGACAGCCUUCUGGAUUGUUAAUGACACAUUCAUCAACUACAACCCAAUCUACACCAUCUAUUAGCACAAGGGGCUUUAAUUUCAGUACUACAAAUAUGGAACACUCUAGAAUGUUUGCAAAUAAUAUAUCUUCUUCCACAAAUGAAAACAGACCCUUGAUAGAACAUGUAUGUAUUCAACCUGGCAUUUCAUUAAGGUCAUUACUAAAUAUCCAAAGAGUUCAGAAUCCAACAAACAGUGUACCACCUUCAUCUGAUAAUUAUAUCAUCAAUGUUGAGGAACAACCAACAAACAGUGUAAAUUUGCAUGAUUCAGUUCAUGACAAUCAUCAUCAUCAUCAUCAUCAUCAUCAAACAACUGCAACAGAGAGUUUUUUAAAUAAUAUUCGUGAGGCUGCAAAUGAGGUUGUGGGUGAAAGCCAAAACAAUAAUAGUAAUAAUGUUAUUAACCACAACAACAACAACAAUAAUUAUAACACAGAAGAAAAUGCAGCAGAAGCAGCACAAAUAAGAUCAGAUUUACGUGCAUUAGCUAGAAUAUUACUAAAAUAUAUUCGUUUUCUUUCUAUUCUUUUUGUUAAAGGCCUUUAUGAUCACAGAGCCAGUGUAUUAUACUUUAUAGUAUUAGUUGCUAUAUUUAAUUAUGCUAAUAACGUUGUAAAACGUGAAAUUGCGAAACAACACAAUAAAAGUUUGAUGUCACUUUUAGUUAUUACAUGUUAUAUUAUUGCAUGUAUAGCUUUUAUUAAUUUUGAAUGUGACACACAUAUACUUUCUCCAUAUACUCAACCUCUUACCGUUUGGGAACUAUUGUGGUCUGUUUUGAUAACUGACUUUGUUUUGAAACUGAUUACUAUUAUUUGUAAAGUUUUUGUAACAUGCUUGCCUUCAAAACUUCUGGCACUUCGGAAAAGGGGAAAAUAUUAUCUUAUGAUAGAAGCAACAUCUCAACUUUAUAGAUGUGUUGUACCUGUCCAGCCAUGGUUAUAUUAUUUUUUUGAAGCUUAUCAAGGACCAGAAAAAAUCUUGGGAACAUGUUUCUCUUUAAUAUAUACAGUAAACAAAGGAAAUGAUUUACUGUCACAUGUGAAGCUAUUUCGCACUGCUAUUUGGAAACUUUUUCAAAAUGUGAAUUUGGGCGUUUCACCAUCGAAAGAGCAAUUAGUAGCUUCGGGUGGUAUUUGUGCAAUUUGUCACGAGGAGUACUCUACGCCUGUGAGACUACAUUGUAAACAUAUUUUUUGUGAAACAUGUGUUUUAACAUGGUUCGAUCGAGAAUGUUCGUGCCCAUUAUGUCGAGCAGCAAUCGCGGAUGAUCCUAUUUAUCGAGAUGGCCAUACAACUCACUUUAUUCAAUUUUAUUGAC
Messenger RNA from Habropoda laboriosa, 1528 nucleotides. RefSeq names its product RING finger and transmembrane domain-containing protein 2-like (gene Rnft2). The record is from RefSeq and is a predicted model, not a curated record. The transcript has 5 exons. Gene Ontology annotation, molecular function: ubiquitin protein ligase activity. The coding region runs from base 79 to 1527 and encodes 482 amino acids. NCBI's taxonomy places the organism in Eukaryota, Metazoa, Arthropoda, Insecta, Hymenoptera, Apidae. Gene Ontology annotation, biological process: positive regulation of ERAD pathway.